CAAAAUUCUUGCGGUCAGUCACGGAAAGAUCUUCCCGGAGUCGACAUUACCACAAGUCGAGCCAAAACAGAUCAUCAUAAUCGCAAUACACUUUGAUUAAAAUAUAAUUUCAACCCAGUGAAUUCAACAAAGUGAUUUUACAGCAACAUACAUACAUACAUUAUUUAGUUGUACUUUGGAUUCCCAAUCAAUCAAACGUCAAUUUUAGCCACAGACAACAUAAAACCUGACCAUACUUCGAGAUGAGGGCCAAUCUCCUAGUUUUUGUCGGAAUAAUUUCUGCAUUAGUGUCGAGUGCAGCAUUGAAGCCUUUGAAUGAUAAUAAUAAUAACGUGGACAAGUUAAACCUCUUGGGCAAGCAAGGUUACGAAGUUAUCUCCGACGCUGAAGAGAUUCUCACGCCAGUGUCGGACAAAGACAAUGGCGUGGAUUUGUCAGACAGAGAAAAGUCCAAGCCUGAAGUUUUGCUUUACGGAAGAUUUUAUAUCCUAAGAAAAAAGGGGAAUUUAAAUGGAUGGUACAACAAGUUCGUAAAACCAGAAAAUCUUUUCAAAAGUUAUCCUGCUUCCACUCAGCAAUAUUUCCAGUACCGGAGUCAACUUGCUUCUACGCCUGCCACGCCAUGGCAAAUGCCUAAUGUUGGUCUGACGUAUCGAAAUCGCUCCCCAAUAAUUCAUUCCACUUCUAAAGCUGCUGUUGCUGGAAGAAAUGAGGAUAAGGAUGCAAAAUCUCAUAAUGAUGCUAUCUUUUUUCCUGGCGAUGCGGAAUCCACGACCACAAAGAAGUACUUAAUACGUCGAAAUAGUGAAGCUCCUUCCAGAUUACCUUCUGAAAACGAACAGCGUGACCAGGAGGAUGCUCGACUAGGACAUAACAUCAGGAAAUCACAGGCUUCUGGGAAAUCUUCACAUACUUUAAGCAUUUCAGAGAAAAAAUCCUCACUAGAAGCCAAGCCUGACAAAGUUGUAAACAAUUUUGACCAUAUGACCUCUGAUGAAUUCGUUAGCUGGAUCAAAGACAAUUUGAACACGGAUCAAAUUGAUCAUUUGGUUCAAAAUUCUGGCGAGGAAGUGACAACAGCAACGUCUGAUAUUCGUUACAAUUCUUUUAUCCUGGUCCCUGGGUUGAAAUGUGUGGAAGGCGAAAGAAUGAAUCAUCGUGGCGUUUGCACUCCAAAAUAUGUACACAUUCCAUCACCUCACGACGCCAAGAUGAAAGCUAAAAUAAAUCAGGGAAAUACUAAAAAGAAAUUGUUCGAAGUUUUGAAAACCUUGAAAAAAAUGGAAGCUGAUUUGGAAGUUGCUUUGGAGGAGUCGGAAACAUCAAAAUCAGAACAAACGACGGGAAGUAGUACGAGUGACACCGAUUCAGAAACAUCUACAGUUUCACAAGUGGAGACGGAAAGCUAGAAUUUGUGGUCAUAAACUUUAAGUUAAAUAUUUCGUGUUCAUACAUGAACUCAGCUUUUUUCCUCAUUUACAUUUACAUUACAUUAUACAUACAUACACUGUCCACUUAUUGUUAUUAAAGAUUUCAGUAUUGUCGAGUGACAAUAAUUGAGAAGGAUCGAUAGUCUGUGAUAUUAUGAUAUAUUAUAUAAGCAUUUACUACUACAUAGACAAUUUUAAUAAAAUCUGAAUUAAGUAAUUGAAUGAACAAAA
Messenger RNA from Folsomia candida, 1661 nucleotides. RefSeq lists its product as uncharacterized. The record is from RefSeq and is a predicted model, not a curated record. Lineage: Eukaryota; Metazoa; Arthropoda; Collembola; Entomobryomorpha; Isotomidae. The transcript has 3 exons. The coding region runs from base 243 to 1409 and encodes 388 amino acids.